AUGGGACGUGAGGAGCAUGGAAGGACUUGGUGCAUGGACGCAGCUCAACUGGAUACGCAAAGGAAGAAGGAGGAAGCCAUCUUGAAGACCAGCUCGACCACCACUCGACCAACCGGUCGAGUUCCUCAACUCGACCGGCCAAGCUUCAACUCGAUCGAGCUGAGAAGUCAACAGUCAAACCCGAAAAAUGUGUAUGCGAACUCGAUCGAGUCGGUCUACAGAAGACUUGGUCGAGCUAGACUUACAACGGGUAGAAAGAGAGGUCAGAGGGUACAAGAGGAACCUGAGGUGCUUGUUGCUGAUACAAUGGAUGUACCAGAGGGGAAUGGAAACCCUUUGGGCAAUGGACUCGGUCGAGCUAGGCAAACUCGACCGAUUGGUCUAGGAGAUGCUCCAAACCGCCACCAACAGAGACAAGGGAUUGUUCCACCACCAGUGCAGAACCACAACUUUGAGAUCAAGCUGGGAAUGAUCAACCUUGUCAGAACAAGAUGUUCCAUGGAUUGCCAACUGACAAAGCUCACCAAUGGGAGAAGAGCUUGCCCCAUGGCACAAUCACCACUUGGGAUGAAUGCAAGAAGGCCUUUCUUGCUAAGUUUUUCUCCACCGGUCGCACAGCCAAGCUUAGGAGGAGAUAUCAGCUUCAUCCAGCGAAACAAUGAGACAUUCGCUGAGGCUUGGGAGAGGUAUAGGGAGAUGCUAGACACAGCUAGCAAUGGGAACUUCCUCAACCAGGAUGUAGAUGAUGGCUGGCAGCUUGUGGAGAACAUAGCAACUCCAAUGGAAGCUAUGGAGAAGAGUAUGAUCGCACCAACCGGAGCUCGACCCACCACUCGAUCGAGUCAGACGAAAAUUGAGAAAAGAUGUUAA
Microthlaspi erraticum is the source of this 870-nucleotide messenger RNA. The record is from the annotation of a GenBank genome assembly. NCBI's taxonomy places the organism in Eukaryota, Viridiplantae, Streptophyta, Magnoliopsida, Brassicales, Brassicaceae.